UUCCGGCCUGUUAGGCUCGGCCAGUAAGGAGGCGGAACUCUUGCGAUCCGGCGGCCGGUUUCCCGCCGGAACCGAAAAGAGGAGCGUACCGAGCGUCGCGGAGCCGCGCCUCGGUCCCCUGCUCUCACAACAUGGCCUUCAAUUUUGGGGCUCCCUCGGGCACCUCGGGCACCGCUGCAGCCACCGCGGCCCCCGCGGGUGGGUUUGGAGGAUUUGGAACAACAUCUACAACUGCAGGUUCUGCAUUCAGUUUUUCUGCCCCAGCUAACACAGGCACUACUGGACUCUUUGGUGGUACUCAGAACAAAGGUUUUGGAUUUGGCACUGGCUUUGGCACAACAACAGGAACUAGUACUGGUUUAGGUACUGGUUUGGGAACUGGACUGGGAUUUGGAGGAUUUAACACACAGCAGCAGCAGCAAACUACAUUAGGUGGUCUCUUCAGUCAGCCUACACAAGCUCCUACCCAGUCCAACCAACUGAUAAAUACUGCAAGUGCUCUUUCUGCUCCAACAUUAUUGGGAGAUGAGAGAGAUGCUAUAUUGGCAAAGUGGAAUCAACUUCAGGCCUUUUGGGGAACAGGAAAAGGAUAUUUCAACAAUAACAUUCCACCAGUGGAAUUCACACAAGAAAAUCCCUUUUGCCGAUUUAAGGCAGUAGGUUAUAGUUGUAUGCCCAAUAAUAAAGAUGAAGAUGGGCUAGUGGUUUUAGUUUUCAACAAAAAAGAAAUAGAUAUUCGAAGCCAGCAACAGCAGUUGGUAGAAUCAUUGCAUAAAGUUUUGGGAGGAAACCAGACCCUUACUGUAAAUGUGGAGGGUAUUAAAACAUUGCCAGAUGAUCAGACAGAAGUUGUCAUUUAUGUUGUUGAGCGUUCUCCAAAUGGUACUUCAAGAAGAGUUCCAGCUACAACACUAUAUGCUCAUUUUGAGCAAGCCAAUAUAAAAACACAAUUGCAGCAACUUGGUGUAACCCUCUCUAUGACUAGAACAGAACUUUCUCCUGCACAGAUCAAACAGCUUUUACAGAAUCCUCCAGCUGGUGUUGAUCCUAUUAUCUGGGAACAAGCCAAGGUGGAUAACCCUGAUUCUGAAAAGUUAAUUCCUGUACCGAUGGUUGGUUUCAAAGAACUUCUCCGAAGAUUGAAGGUUCAAGAUCAGAUGACUAAGCAGCAUCAGACCAGGUUAGAUAUCAUAUCUGAAGAUAUCAGUGAGCUACAAAAGAAUCAAACUACAACUAUGGCCAAAAUUGCACAAUACAAGAGGAAACUCAUGGAUCUUUCCCAUAGAACAUUACAG
Messenger RNA from Galeopterus variegatus (Sunda flying lemur), 1295 nucleotides. RefSeq names its product nucleoporin p54. Gene Ontology annotation, molecular function: structural constituent of nuclear pore. Lineage: Eukaryota; Metazoa; Chordata; Mammalia; Dermoptera; Cynocephalidae. Gene Ontology annotation, biological process: NLS-bearing protein import into nucleus; nuclear pore organization; protein localization to nuclear inner membrane. The transcript is spliced from 9 exons. The annotation marks the transcript as partial. The record is from RefSeq and is a predicted model, not a curated record. Gene Ontology annotation, cellular component: nuclear pore central transport channel; nuclear pore.